AUGUCCUCGUUGUUGAAUCACCAUUGGAUCAUCGGCUGGUUUAUGUUGUUUUUAAUUGGAUCACAAUUUGUUGAAUCUCAGAAUUCAUAUUUAACGCCAUACGGAACGUAUCGAGAUGAUUAUACAAUCGAAACAAACGAUCAUGUCAAAUACAACUUACCGGAAACGUAUUACCGAUACUCACGUCCUGCUGAUAAUUCAAAUUACGAAAGUCAUUUACCAAGAAUGAAUAAUCGUUUAAGUUUACCGAUAUAUUCAACGAGUUACGAUUACAUAGCACCGUCGCAGGAUAUCCUGGAUCAAAAAUUAUUACGUCCUAAUGAAAAUGACGAGAAUAAUAAUAAUAAUAAUAAUAAUAAUAAUAAUAAUUGGAUGAAUAAAGAGAUUAUCGAUAAAAUGAAUUUGCUCGAAAGAUUUCUGUCGGAUGACGAAACGAACGAGGAGAAAGAUUUCGAGACGAAAAAUUCGAUCAAUGAUAAAAUCAAUUUGGAUUCGAUCAUGACGGAAGAUACUAAGAGAGUCGUUAGGCAAGUUAGUAAACAAAAACCUGGAUUUUUUUGGACAAUUGCAAAGCUUACUUUUGAGACGUUCAACGAUACCGUAUCGGCGAUUAAACAAAUAAGUUCAAUAGUUAGUAACAGUAUCGGACCGGAUACUACAACUAUUAAAUCUACCAGCAGUGAUUCGUUGAUGGCAUCGAGUGAAACAUUGAAUGAUCAAAACGAGACCAUAGCUACGACAGAACAAACAACAACUACGAGAACCAAUCAGAUGCCUGCAAUAUCAAGGGGUGAAUUACAAUCGUUAAUUGUUAGGAAUAUCAAAGGAUUGAUAAGAUUAUUUAACAUCGAAUGGCAGGAUGCCAUUAAACAAUCCGAUAUCAAUGCUAAUGAAUUUAGAAAGGAUCUUGGUAAACAGGUAGGAAUAUACUUGCAGGACAAUCCUAAUGCUUAUUAA
Molecule: messenger RNA, 957 nt
Organism: Polistes canadensis
Lineage: Eukaryota; Metazoa; Arthropoda; Insecta; Hymenoptera; Vespidae
Exons: 3
Coding region: 1-957 (318 amino acids)
Source: RefSeq, a predicted model, not a curated record